This is a messenger RNA of Chaetomium globosum CBS 148.51, 1491 nucleotides long. RefSeq lists its product as uncharacterized. The record is from RefSeq and is a predicted model, not a curated record. NCBI's taxonomy places the organism in Eukaryota, Fungi, Ascomycota, Sordariomycetes, Sordariales, Chaetomiaceae. The transcript is spliced from 3 exons. Gene Ontology annotation, molecular function: FAD binding; oxidoreductase activity. Bases 1 to 1491 code for a protein of 496 amino acids.
AUGCAGACCCUCGCACCCCUCCUGGCCCUUCUGGGCCUGGCGGCGACCUCCCACGCCGCCUCCUUCGCCCGCUUCUCCAACGAGACAGGCACCCUCACCGACUGCCUCACCAAGGCCGGCGUGCCCAUCGGCGAGUCCGGGACGCCCGAAUACAAGAUCGACGUCGCGAGCUUCAACCUCCGGCUCAACUACACGCCGGCGGCCGUCGUUGCCGCCUCGACGGCCCAGCACGUGCAGGAUGCCGUCGUGUGCGCCAACAAGUUCGGCAUCAAGCCGACGGCCAAGUGCGGCGGGCACAGCUACGCUUCCUUUGGUCUGGGCGGUGAGGACGGUCAUCUGGUCAUCGAGAUGAGCCGCAUGAACAAGGUUGUUCUGGACAACGUCACGGGCAUCGCCACGGCCGAGGGCGGUACCCGCCUGGGCCAUCUCGCCAUGGAACUCUACACCCAGGGGAAGCGGGCCAUCAGCCACGGGACAUGCCCGGGCGUCGGCGUCGGCGGCCACCUCCUCCACGGCGGGUACGGGAUGAGCUCGCACACGCACGGCCUAGCCCUCGACUACGUGAUCGGCGCCACGGUGGUGCUGGCCAACGGCACGGUGGUGGAGUGCUCGGAGACGCAGCACGGCGAGCUGUUCUGGGCGCUGCGCGGGGCGGGGGCGUCCAUGGGGAUCGUGACCGAGUUCCGGCUCAAGACGUUCGAGGCCCCCGGCCAGCUGACCUACUUCGUGGCGCCCGUGCAGUGGCCGACCGAGGCGAGGGCGCUGGUGGGGGUUACCGCCGUGCAGGAGUUUGCGAAGACCAUGCCGGCGGAGCUGAAUAUGCGCUUGUUUAUUGCGAGGCGGUUUGUUAAUUUGGAGGGGCUGUUUUAUGGGGAUAAGGAGGGCCUGAAGGCUGCGCUGGCGCCGUUGGUGGCCAAGACGAAUGCUACGCUGGCGUUGGCGACGACGGGGGACUGGAUGGAGCAGAUUAAGCAUUUUGGUGGGGGUUCGAAUAUUGAUCAGGGGCAUGGUUAUGAGGAGCACGAAACCUUUUACUCGACCAGCCUGUACACCAAGGAGCUCAACGACGAGCAGCUGCAGAAUUUUGUUGGGUACUGGUUCAACCAGGCCAAGAACAACACGAGGGACUGGUACGUGCAGAUCGACCUGCACGGCGGUGAGAACUCGGCUGUGUCGGCGCCCGCGGCGGACUCGACCGCGUAUGCCCACCGCGACUACCUCCUAAUGUACCUCCUGUACGACCGUGUCGACAAGGGCGAGUACCCGGCCGAGGGCCACACCGUCAUGGAGAACUUUGCCGGCAACAUCACCCAGGGGAUGGAGCGGAGUGACUGGGGCAUGUACAUCAACUACCCGAACUCGAGGCUCGACCAGAAGGACGCGCAGCUCAACUACUGGGGUGACAACCUGCCCAAGUUGCAGGCCAUCAAGAAGGACGUUGAUCCCGAGGACGUGUUCCACUUCCCGCAGGGUGUCAUGCCUGCCGUGUAA